AGGAGAGAGAGGGAGAGAGGCAGCUACGGAGGUCCACAGACAGAGGCGACGUGCAGAGUACAGCGCAGCAGACUGGCCACUGACGCUGCUGUCGGAUUGAACACACAUGCACAGACGCACACACCCCUGAGGAGUGCAUGAGACAUGCCCAGGCUGCCGUCCAUGGACACACACACACUGGCAGGGCACCAGAGAGGAAAUACAGCAGACCCCCGAGCCUGAGGAAGCAAUGGACAGCAGCAUGUUCUUUGAUGGCAGCGCUCCGGCGACUGGAGAGGGAAGACAGAAGACGGACUGAGAGAAGGGGGAACUAAAUGUGUGGGCCAGGCUUCUCCUGCCAUUGAAUCAUCUCAUAAGCAACACUGUGCCUGCUGCAGUCAUUCCACAUCAGCUAUUUGUGACGGCAGUUUUCAGGAUGAGUACAUCUGUUUUGGAGGGAAUAAACAUCAUCGCAGCAUCAGUGGUCAUCUGCAUGCACACACCUCGUUCUCACCACACCCUGAUUGUGAUUACAAGAAGACAUUUCAUUUGCAAGAAUCCCAAGCCAGCAGUCGGUGAACGACAUGUAAAAUCCCUGAGCCCAUUUGCCAUAAUGGAGGUCAAAAUCUUAACCACCGGUGGUGGUGCAGAUGCCAUUAAAAAAUAUUCCAUUACAACUAAAAGACCUGCAUUCAAAUGUAAUCCACCGAAAUUAGAGAUUGUUAAUUGUGAGUAAUAAUAAAAUAUUAAAUAUUCUGUGUUGCACUGAAGUGCAAUGAGACAAUAAAAAAACUCGUAUUUAUUUAUCUAUUGAGCAUAAAUCUUCAUUCUUGAUGUCAGGAUCAGUAUGUGUGACAAAAAAAAUCUCCACUCAAGGUCCACUUACCGGCAUUUUUUGUGGCCUUUCAACAACAUUUCCUUGGUUUCAAUCAUCCGAGAUGUGUUCAAACGUUCAAAAAAAAGGUUGUUGUUUUUUCCCCCCAGAGUUAAAUUAUUAAAGGACCCGUGUGUUCUAUAGGAGUUAGUGGCAUCUAGAAGUGACGUUACAGAUCACAACCAACUGAACACUCCUCACCUUCUUUAGAAGCUGUAUUUAGUUUGUCCUUUCUGGGCUACUGUAGAAACAUGGCCGUGCAACACGGUAAACUCCAUAAAGGGGACCUGCUCCCGAUAUAUGUAUAUAUGAAGAACUAAUUCACAGGUAUAGAAACCACAAUGAUUCUUAAUUUCAGGUGAUUAUAUACUAAUGAAAACAGAACUAUAAUAUUGUUUUCCCUUUUUCUGCUAAUAAAUCCUCCUCAAUCCUACACUGUGGUCCAUUACAACCACAUAAAAUGGAGAUAUUGGGGGGCUUACAUGCAAUCAGCGGCAUUACAAGCUGCUCUACGAGCCGCAAAAGUCAGGAAUGUCUGUGACCUUUGUGCUCCAAAUGAGAUGUUGCACAGUACAAAUGGACAUUGGGACACAGAUUGAACACACACGCACAAACUCUGAAGAUUCACUGCAGUUCAACGUGUUGCCUUUGCUCUGCCUCAUUCAGGUAACGCAUGUCAAAAUGGCCUCUUGCCGGCCCUGCUGCGUCCCACCCUGCCCGCCGUCCAGACCUCACUGGGCAUGAAGCAGUUUCUCCCGUUUCCACUGGAGACAGCCUCGGCCGUCAGCCUCUUCCCAGGAUUCAGCACGAUGGACCCGGUGCAGAAAGCCGUCCUCCAUCACACCCUCGGCCUCCCUCCCACCGCCAAGAGGAAGCAUGUCUCUUGCAGCGUUUGCCAGCUGAGGUUCAACUCACAGAGCCAGGCCUUGGCCCACUACAAGGGGACCAAACAUGCCAAGAAACUAAAAGCCCUGGAUGCUCCAAAGACCAAGCUCAAAGGCUCAGUGGUCACCAAGGAAACCACCAAUCAGGAGAUCACCAAGGGUAUCAACAUCUCGCAGGUCUCCAAUGGCACCGACAGGAAAGAUGGUCUCCAUGGUGCAGCGCCCUUACCGCUGUCCCCUGUCCUCAGACUGGCACAACCUUUGGCAACCCUCGCAAUGCCAGUGUCGACGCCCGUGGCCUCGCCGAUAGUCCCGAACAGCACGGCAGCAACAGCCCCAGAGUCUACCUCAGCUGCUGGAGGGGACGAGAAGCAGUCAAAGCUCAACUCACCCUCAGAACCAGACCUGGAGCCGGAGGCCGAACCCGAGGCCGACGCGGAUACGGAAACGGAGGAGGAGAAAGCUGUACGCCUUCUGUACUGUUCGCUCUGUAAAGUGGCCGUCAACUCAGCGUCACAGCUGGAGGCUCACAACAGUGGUACGAAGCACAAGACGAUGCUCGAUGCCCGGAGCGGAGUGGGCUCCAUCAAGUCCUUCCCCCGGCCGGGAGUCAAAAGCAAACUGGCCGCACCCGUCAAAUCAGCGACGGGCCUGCAGAACAAAACGUUUUACUGUGAGACGUGUGAUGUGCAUGUCAACUCAGAGACUCAGCUAAAACAGCACAUCAGCAGCCGGCGUCAUAAAGACCGAGCAGCAGGUAAACCAGCCAAACCCAAAUACAGCCCCUACAGUAAGCCGCAGAAAGGCCAGACCAAGCAGCCGAUCACAUUGACCUUGGGGAAGGAGCGCCAGUGUCAACCUCUGACCGCCCAGAUCAUCCCCGCUCACCUGGCAGCAGUGGCAGCAGCCAUUAGCAACUCUUUCACGCACCGCGCGAACCACGUCACGAACCACGCCACGACCCCCGCCCUCUUCCAAACACAGUCCCUCCCUGCUGCACUGCUCCGCCCGGCCCCUGGGCCUGUCAGGACCUCCCACCCGCAAGUCCUAUUUGCCCCUUAUUGACCCGUUUGACCUGGGCGGAGCUGCUCCACCUCCUGUCAAGGACAGAAAUAUGUGCUUUCACCCAAGCCAGGCCAACGAGUCGUGUCAGCACCUGUGCUCCUUCUAUGCAUCUGGGAUACUGAACAUCUUCACGCCGAGAUCAAACCGCUCACUUGUCCUCAUACGGAUUAUCCUGCAUUUGAAGCUAAACUGAAGGACAGCGAAGCAUUGGGCCCUUUCUCGUGGUGAAUUUAUUUCUCUAAUCCCACUGAAAACCUGGACUAUCCAUCCUGCAGCCAGACCGCAGACUUGGACCUACAUUGUACCGCAAUAAUGUGUAAGACCAAUCCCGUGAACUAUGCAGUGUCAUUAUUUCAUGUGAUGUGAGGCACAGUUUGAGCUAAAAAAGAAAUAAAAUUGGUAGGGAUAUGCUUUUUGUACAGAUACAGCGUGGCACUAAGAUCAUCGCUUUAGUGGAGGGAAUACCGUCGCUCGUUAUUCAAAAGGCUGUUACUGAUCAUAAGAGCGAGCAAGGCCCUUCUCUCUUCCUGUAUGCACUUUAAGCCCCUCCUCUGUUGAUGUCUACAUUAGAUGGCUAGAGUGUGCUAGAUGGUUAGAGUAUGUGUCGUGAUGUGUGUUUUAGUAUUUGUCCUUGCAUUAUCUGUAUGUGUGUGUGUGCAAGUACAUACUUCUGCAUGUGUGCUUGUCCGUGUGUGUGUGUCUCUGUGUGUGUGUGUGUGUGUGUGUGUGUGUGUGUGUGCGUGCGUGUGCGCCACCAUAAGCCAUGCCAGUCAAUAUCCAGCACACAUUGUCACUGAUCAUGUCUCAGGCCAAAGGGACCACAAAGGCUUGUGUAUAUUUACUGUCAGUGUGUAAAAGGUGAACAAUUUCAAAUAAAGAGUCAUAAUUUGUUAA
Scophthalmus maximus (turbot) is the source of this 3696-nucleotide messenger RNA. RefSeq names its product zinc finger protein 385D (gene znf385d). Gene Ontology annotation, cellular component: nucleus. Lineage: Eukaryota; Metazoa; Chordata; Actinopteri; Pleuronectiformes; Scophthalmidae. Bases 1594 to 2802 code for a protein of 402 amino acids. The transcript is spliced from 9 exons. The record is from RefSeq and is a predicted model, not a curated record. Gene Ontology annotation, molecular function: zinc ion binding; nucleic acid binding.